Molecule: messenger RNA, 907 nt
Organism: Rana temporaria (common frog)
Lineage: Eukaryota; Metazoa; Chordata; Amphibia; Anura; Ranidae
Product: testis-expressed protein 11-like
Exons: 10
Biological process (GO): male meiosis chromosome segregation; meiotic cell cycle; synaptonemal complex assembly
Cellular component (GO): central element
Source: RefSeq, a predicted model, not a curated record
CAAUCCAUUUUAUUUUACUAGAUUUUCUUCAAGAAUGUUUCCAAUGGUGACCGAGUCUCGCUUUGCGGGAUUAACAGGGUUCAUAAAAAACCUCCUGCAGCAGGAGAACCCGACAGACGUCAGCAACCUCAUCACCCAGAUAUACAAGGAAAUGAAGACUCUAGAAGAGGAUGGAGGUCGGGGUCCUCUAGAUCCUCAGAUGGAAGAAUAUGCCGUUGAACUCUGGAACUGGGGAGUCACAAAGAGGGGAGAAGAAGCCAUUACCGAGAUGGAGCGAUCUAUGGUGCGUCAUGUGGCCUGUAACCUUGCUUGCUGGUGUGAGGGAUCUAACCAAUUAGAGACAUCGUUAGAAAGGAAUUCUUUGAUGGCCAUGAAAACGGGAAAGGGUUGGAUAGACGUUGGAAAGCCGGAGCGGGCGAAUGUAUUUCUUGAAAUCGCCUUGAAUAGUCUAGAAAAGCUUUAUUCCAUGAAGAUUCAGAGAAGCGCUCUGGACACAGAUAUGAACUCCCACAAAGACUGGGUGGAGGCGGAAGUCUUCAAAGUGCUGACCUAUCAGACGGAGGCUGCCGUGGCUCAGAAGGAUUUCCAGGUCGCUUCGUCGAGGAUUCAGAGAUGCAAAGACAUGCUGCUGACGCAACCGAACAAGGCGCCUCUCCUGUCCAUCUUGUGUUACAAUUGUGGAGUGGAGAUGUACGAAGGUAAAGAGUAUGAGCAGAGCACCUUCUGGCUGAGGCAGAGUUGUGACAUCAGUAAGGCCGACGUGCGAUACACCGCAGGGGACGAGAUGGAGGCCAAAGUGCUGCGGCUGCUGGCGACAGUGUACCUGGAAUGGGACUGCAAACUGCACCAGGACAAGGCGCUGAACGCCGUCGCAUUGGCCAAUGAGGUAAAUGCAAAAAACAUACAA